AUGAUUGAUACCGCUGCCCAGUGGGAUCAUCGUUGUCGACAAUCGUUGAAAGAAACUAGUGCAACUGCAUCAGAGUCCCAUUCGACGGUCGGCUCUUCUGGGAAUCAAGCAACGGAUACUUCUUCUGAUGGAGGCGGAACUGUCCCCGUCGCUGUCCUUGAAACAACUGCAGGAUCUACGGGAACCGCAUCAAUGUCAGGAGCACCUAUCUCGGCUGUAGACAGUAGUCAAAACGGCAGUCUUUCUGAAGCAUCAGUCACUCGGGCUUUGUCUCAGCUGGAAUUCGCUCUGCGUUCAGACGUUUGGGGUGGAGAAUCUUGUGAACUGCGUUUGGGAUUCAUUGAUCGGUAUUUUGCCAGUGAAGAAGGUCCCGGUGGAGGCGGGACUGGAUCACCGGUCGUUAUCACUCCCGGUAGUACCGCUGGAGGUGGUGCCAAUACUGCGUCGGGACAAUCGACGGGACACCCUGGUCCCCCGGGAUCUGGUACGGUUGCAACCACGCCGAGUGCGGCCCAGUCAGCUGCACAUCCCGGUGCUCCUGGCUUAGGAACAGCGCAAACCAAUCAUUUGCUGAUGACACUGGAGGUACUACGUAUUCUGUUCACAUCGUUGGAAAGCCAUACUUUGCUGUCCAACGUGAAACAUUUCAGCGGUGGCCUGUGUGCACUGCUCACGCGUCAGCUGACGAACGUGCGUCUGAUACGUUCUUGUGCCAAUCUGUUACGGGCCAUGCUUGAAAAAUUCCCGGCUGACGCAUCACAUCGGCAAAAGAUAACCACACAUGCCGAGUUGUUUGACAUCUAUUCAACUACAUCGAAAGCAAUUCAAGAAUCAUUUACUCUGUAUAGUGAGAACGGUCCAAAGUCCACAUUGCUCGCUCGACUUCAGUCUGCCUUUCUGCUGUUCCAAGCAACUCAAGUACAUUCGAACCCACACGCAUUCGUUGAUCGAUGUAUUGUCCAGCUUGUCAAGUUAACUCAUCGCCUAAUUCAAGACGUGAUCAGUCCCUCCUUUGGCUCGAAUGCGCAGGAUUCCGGUGCCAGUUCACAACUGACGGAUCUGCUUAUCACUGGCCUCGAGGUAAUCAAAUCCCGACUGAAUGUAGUCAGUCACGAGAUGCGUAAAAACGCCUUCGGACCGGAUCUUUGUCUGAUCAUGGAUCGUGCACGCGAUCCCCGUCUGUUUCGAACGGUAAUUAAAAUACUGCGAGAUUGGAUCAAUGUGCCGAAGUCGGAAGAGCAUUUUGCUCCAACCGCCCGUGAGAAAGUGAGUUUCUUCCAUCGGCUAUGGUUGGCGUAUCCUCGAUGGGUGGAUAUGUCCCCGGAUAUUGCACGAGAAAUACUCGAAUGUGUCUACGAGGUAUACUCCAGUGGAAAUUUAUUCAAGAACCACGAUUUGUACGUCAAGCUAGAACAAGCAUUUUGUUGUAGCAUGCUGUGUCCAUUCCCAGACAUCCGUGAACGCUUCGUCUCCUUGUAUCUGGAUGCAUCACAACUGUACUCAGCCCAAUCCUCGGCAGCCUCCUCAGCCCAAGCCAACGUUUAUAAACCGAGCUCCCAUCCACCGUCCGACCCUAUGUCUACUCCUGGUGCUACGGAUUCCGGGUCUAUCGCAAACGGUGGUGGUCCCGGCCUUGAUCUAUCCGGAUCCACUUCGUCAUCUCCGGUGCAUCACACAGACACGGAUCGAGAGUCUGCCUGUUCCGUCCCGGGUUCCGAUUCGCAACCGUCCUUGCACCGUCCGCCCACCACGGCUUCCUCUCUUCUUGUCCGUCUCCUAUUUCUGUUUGUCUCAUGCAGCUGGGAUGAGGCACAUUUUCGGGAUGAGUUCUGGCUCCCCUUGUUUUUCGAUGUUCUUCUGUGUGAUGUCGAUACUGGUUUGCCACCACUUCUAGCCGCUGGUUCUAACCUGUUCCAAUUACCUGCAACCGAUGCGUUUGAUUCAAAGUUCGUCGAGUCCACCAUUACCUGUUCCCUGUCGCCAGAGUUUUCAAAAUUGAUAGAAUGGCAAAUCAAAGGAAGUAAAGAGGCCGCGGCGGUUACUUUCAAAGAUGGUCUGCGUGGAUUGUUGUGUCUGAUUCAUCGGCAUCCGGCAUUGGCCACUCAGCUGAUGACCCAGCUUUGGCCUCAACUCUGGAACCGACUGCUACUACGACAGUCAGAAACUGGGCUAGAUCUUGCAGAGGGCCAUAGCAUGUCGGUCUCAGUGUCUGCCGCAUCCGAUAGACCUAAAUCUUCUGAACGUGAUCCGGAAGAGGUGUCUCGAACACCGACGACAGUCGCACCUGCUGGUCCAGAGGCUGUAUCCGGGGCGGAUGGCAUGGGGGGUGGUAGUGGAAAUAACAGCUCUGUGGGAUCAACCAACCUCUCUGUGAGCGAAAUUCGUGGCUUUGUGUUACCACAACUAUGGCGCUUUCUAACCUCUGAUCAGCACGUAAAUCCAUCCGAACCGCAACCAAGCGCUCUGGGUGCGUUUCUAUCUUCUCUGGCUACCACCUCAGACACUGCGCUCAUUCAUAUCCCCCUGCCUGCUAUCACUUACAUCGGCACGUCAUACAACCAAUGGCACACUGUUGCCUUGUUCCUCGAGGGCCUCUGCUCUCGUGCUCGAAAACUGGGUUUAGAAACAACUGGUUCACCGAAUGACUUUGUGUACAAUGUCAGUUUGCCCGGGCCCGAAUCGGAUAGCAAUGGAUCUCUGGUGAUCGCACCUGUCCAGCCGUCAGAGGUACCUGCUGGUUCGGCCAAUCUCUCCCUAAUCGCAUUAUACGAUAACAUGAACGAACCAGACUACCUGGCAUCUGCUUGGUGGUAUCGUCUUACCCCAGCAGGUCGACCGCAAGGUACUCACCGACAGACUGGAAUGCUCAAAUGUUUGGAGUACGCGCAGCACGGUUUAUUGCUACGGUCACUCGAAUGCUCUUUGGAUCAGCUGGCUACAACGACCCUAGGGGGUGCUGGUGCGCUCGGCAGCUCGCUCGAUUCUGGAGGCACUGCGAGCGCCGCUGGAGCUGUUGUUGGCGGUGGUUCAGCUUCAUCCAAUCGAGCAGCAUCUGUUGCCGCUUCCACGGCAUCUGCCGUGGCCCGGUCUCAAAGCGCUUCUCCGCUCACACUGGCUGGUGCAAGCGCUCAAUUUAGCGAAUAUGUUAAUCGAGCAAGACUCCAAGAUUACUGUAUCCGGUGA
Molecule: messenger RNA, 3183 nt
Organism: Echinostoma caproni
Lineage: Eukaryota; Metazoa; Platyhelminthes; Trematoda; Plagiorchiida; Echinostomatidae
Source: the annotation of a GenBank genome assembly